Molecule: messenger RNA, 2202 nt
Organism: Schistosoma haematobium
Lineage: Eukaryota; Metazoa; Platyhelminthes; Trematoda; Strigeidida; Schistosomatidae
Product: blue light receptor
Exons: 1
Coding region: 1-1959 (652 amino acids)
Source: RefSeq, a predicted model, not a curated record
AUGAAAAUUCGAUUAUUAUCAAUUAUAACAAUCAUUAUACAAUGCAUUCCAUCCAUCUUAUCAGCUACAUCGAGUAAUCAAAAAGAAAGUUCAUCAUCUUAUUAUUAUGUGGUACGUUCACCAAAAAUUGAAAAACGAUCAUAUACAGAAGAUGAAGCAUUAACACAUCAGAAAGAAAAAACAAAAAUUGAUACUGCUAUUCAAACAUAUACAAAAACAACAAAUACAUCCUCUUCACUUUUGUCUCCAGCAUCAUUAUCAAUAACACCAUCAUCAUCAUCAUCAUCUUAUGGUAAUAAUGUGAAAAAGAAUAAUGGUGCAUACAAUGUUAAACCCAAUGUAACUAUGAAUGCAGAAAGUAUAUAUCAAGAUAAAAAUUCAUUGAAAUAUGUGAAAACUGUAAAAAAACGUCGAGAAAUCAGUGAAGUUAUUAAACAUAUACCAAAACCGACAUAUAAUCAACAAUCGAAUAAAUAUACUGAUCAGAAUAAGAAAACUAAUAAUUAUAAUGAUAAAAAGGAAACAAAGAAUUACAAUAAUGUUAAUAAGAAAUACACAUAUUCUGAUAGUAGUAGCAGUAGUAGUAAAAGUAAUGACAACAAUCAUCACAAUGAUAAAAACUACAAUAAUAAUAAUAAUUAUAACGGUAAUAAUAAUAACUACGACGGUAAUGACAAUUACAAUAACAAUGACAAUAAUUACAAUGGUAAUAAUAACGAUCAUUACAAUAAUGGCAAUGACAAUAACAAUGACAAUAAUUACAAUCGUAAUAAUAAGAAUUAUUACAAUAAUGGCAAUAACUACAACGGUAAUGACAAUUACAAUAGCAAUGACAAUAAUUACAAUGGUAAUAAUAACGAUCAUUACAAUAAUGGCAAUAACUACAACGGUAAUGACAAUUACAAUAGCAAUGACAAUAAUUACAAUGGUAAUAAUAACGAUCAUUACAAUAAUGGCAAUAACUACAACAGUAAUGGCAAUGAUGGUAACAAUAACGACUACUAUUCACAUGAUUACAUCAAAAACACUGGCAGCUACAAUAAUGACGUAAAAUAUAAUGCUGAAAAUUACAAUCGUGAUUAUACACGCAAUGCUUAUAUAUCUGACAAUAAUGGCCGUAGGAAUAAUCGAAACUCCAAUAGAAAUCACAUGAUUAAAAAUACCAAAUUUAGCAAUUAUGCCAACAGAUAUAAUGGUAGGCAACGAAAUAAUAAAAGAUAUAAUAAUAAUAAUAAUAAUAAUAAUAAUAAUAAUAAUUACAACAAAGCCUAUAAUAACCAAAGACGUUAUAAUGAAAAUCGUAAUAUCGGGAAUAAUAACAAUUACAAUCGUAACGGUAAUCAAAACAAUCAGAAUGGUUAUCGUGCUUACAAGUACAACUACAAUGGUAAUAAUAAUAAUAAUAACCGGAAUAAUUUUAAUGACAAAUCUAAUUACAAUUACAAUAAUGAUCGUAAUAACCACAAUAACAAACGGAUCAAUCACAAUGUCAAUUAUAAUAUCAAUAACAAUGACGCUUACAAUGGAUAUGAUAAUUACAAAACCAACAAUCAUCCUGAACGUAAUAUACCUUAUCAAAAUAACAAUAAAUAUAAUAACAUUGAAAAUAAUGUGAAUAAUGAUAAUAGUAAUAAUAAUUAUCAUGAUAUGUACAAUACUAAAGAUUAUGAAACUAACAGAAAUCCUGUUAAUUAUGGUAGUAGUUAUAUUAGAAGUAAAUUAGGUAAACCAGAUUAUUCUACUCCUGCAGAAAGAAGUAAUGAACAAAAUUAUCCAUCAACGCCAAAUACAGCGAAUGAACAAUCAGACAAUCAAGAAAGAAAUCAAUAUGGGAAAGAAAAAGAGAAAGAUACAGAUUUUAAUCCAUUAGGACAAGAUGAUAAUCCCAUGUCCAGUUUAAAUCCUUUUGGUGGUUUGUUCAGUUUAGGACAAAUGGGAAAUGGAGGGUCAGGUUUUUAAAUGUUAUGCUAACUAAAUGAUUAACAAUUACUCAAAUUCGUGGAUAUAUUGUGACAAAAAUAUGUUUUAUUUUUAAAAUAUCUUUCUUCAACUGAUAUCAUAUAAACAGUUAAUAAAAAGCUUAUUUAUUAAGCUAGAUUUUUCCAGUCAAAAUGAUUCAAUAUUUGUAAUUGAAUGUCAUCUUUGUAUGUUGAUCAUGUUUUUUUUCUAAGAUCUGAAAUAGAAGUAUGAACUGAUUUGAUG